GGCGCACGGAGCCCGGCCCUCCGAGCCGGCGCCCGCACUGAUUGGCGCUCGCGGUCGGCCUCCAGCUAGCUCACCUGCCCCUCCCAGCCAAUCGGGGCCACCAGAAUUGGGGCUGUCGCGGGGAGCUGGGGGAGAUGCUGCCGGCUGGAGGCUGAGCCGCCCUCCCCGCGGAGUUCCCGCCCGGCCCGCCCCAACCGCGAGUCCCAGCCGCGGGCUGCGCGCCCCGCGUCCCCUCGGCGCAGCGCUCCCCGCCCCGCGCGCUUUCGGGCAGCGGGUCCCGGCCCGGGCAGCUCCGCGUCUCUGCUGGCUGGAACGCGCCCCGACGGCGCCUCCCCGCAGCCUUCCGCCGCGCGCCCAGCCCUCGCCCGGAGCCCCGCGUCUGUGCCGGCCCCGGGGAGUGGGUGGGCCCGGCCCGGGGCAGCAGCGCCGAGGCAGGAUGUUCACGUCCAAGUCCAACUCGGUGUCGCCCUCGCCGUCCCUGGAGCAGGCUGACUCGGACGCGCUGGACAUCAGCACCAAAGUGCAGCUCUACGGUGUGCUGUGGAAGCGGCCCUUCGGGAGGCCGUCGGCCAAGUGGUCCCGGCGGUUUUUCAUCAUCAAAGAGAGCUUUCUUCUUUACUACUCUGAGAGCGAAAAAAAGAACUUUGAAAGCAAUAAAUACUUCAAUAUACAUCCUAAGGGCGUCAUCCCCCUGGGAGGCUGCCUGGUGGAGGCCAAGGAAGAACCCAGCAUGCCCUAUGCCAUGAAAAUCUCCCACCAGGACUUCCAUGGCAACAUCUUGCUGGCUGCUGAGUCCGAAUUUGAGCAGACCCAGUGGCUGGAGAUGCUACAGGAGUCCGGGAAGGUGACUUGGAAGAAUGCCCAGCUGGGAGAAGCCAUGAUCAAAAGCCUGGAGGCCCAGGGGCUGCAGUUGGCCAAGGAAAAGCAGGAGUAUUUAGACAAACUGAUGGAGGAGACGGAAGAACUCUGCCUUCAGAGGGAGCAGAGAGAGGAGCUUGAGCGCCUUAACCAGGUGCUGGAGGCCGAGAAGCAGCAGUUUGAGGAGGUGGUGCAGGAGCUGAAAAUGGAACAGGAGCAGAUCAAAAGGGAGCUAGAACUGACUGCAAGAUGCCUCAAGGGUGUGGAGCAAGAGAAGAAGGAGCUGAGGCACCUUACAGAGUCCUUGCAGCAGACGCUGGAGGAACUCUCCAUGGAGAAGAAGAAAACCCUGGCAAUGCUGGAGGAGAAUGAGAACCAGCUGCAGACACUGGCCAAUCAGAGUGAGCAGCCCCCUCCCAGUGGGGGUCUCCACAGCAACCUGAGGCAGAUAGAAGAGAAGAUGCAGCAGCUCUUGGAGGAGAAGCUCCUGGCUGAGAAGCGGAUGAAGGAGAACGAGGAGCGCUCUCGGGCCCUGGAGGAGGAGCGGGAGUUCUACUCGAGCCAGUCCCAGGCGCUGCAGAACUCGCUGCAGGAACUGACCGCAGAAAAGCAGCAGGCUGAGCGGGAGCUCAAGGCCGAGGUGAAGGUCCGCAUGGACCUGGAGAGGCGUCUGCGGGAGGCAGAGGGGGCCUUGCGGAGCCUGGAACAAGGGCUCAACUCCAAGGUGCGGAACAAGGAGAAGGAGGAGAGGAUGCGGGCUGACGUGAGCCAUCUGAAAAGGUUCUUCGAGGAGUGCAUCCGGAACGCGGAGCUGGAGGCCAAGAUGCCGGUCAUCAUGAAGAACUCCGUGUACAUCCACAAGGCGGCCACUCGCCGCAUCAAGAGCUGCCGCUUCCACCGGCGCCGGUCCAGCACCUCCUGGAAUGACAUGAAGCCGUCCCAGUCUUUCAUGACCUCCCAGCUGGAUGCCAACAACAUGGAAGAGCUGAAAGAGGUGGCCAAGAGGCUCAGCCGGGACCAGCGCUUCCGAGAAUCCAUCUACCACAUCAUGGCAAGACAGCCAGGAGCCCCCUCGGUGAUUGCCCGGGGUGGAAAGUGAGGAGCGGGCCUUCCCUGCCUCCCAGGUCUUUCCUCAGUAGGGGAAGGGGUGGCAGGGGGAGGUCUGACUCUACCUGGCACCUCUCUGCCCUCCUCUGGGCCAGGGCUCCACCUGGCGGCCAGCCUCCCCCUCAAAGGCCGGGGACGGCACCUCCCUCACCCCCACCCGAGACCCUACCCCUGGGUUUACAGCAGGCCCAAACAGGCCCAAGCUGGGUGCUGCCUGGUGCUCACCUGCUGCUCACCUGGUGAGGCCAGGAGGGGCCUGGCUGCGCUUGGAGACCUUCGGGUUGGGGAGUGGGGUAGGCAGGGCCCACAGCCCUUUCUUGUGCCCGCUACAUCUCUGUGAUGUUGCCUCUCUGGCCUCCCCUCCACACCUUGACACCUGCUUCCGCCAGGGGUUCCUAACCCUUUCUUUGCUUCUGAGACCCAUAGAUAUGUCUCAGCCAAGGCCGCUCACUUCUACCACAUCUUGGGGCAGGGAGGGACCUAUCACAGUGACUUUUGGGUUUGUGGCAUAGCACACUUGCCAUAGUGUCUCCUUUCCUAAGGUUGGGCCCUCACUGAGGGGCUAACCACUCGCUCCUCUCCCCAGCUGAGUUCACCCGCCUGCAGCUGCAGCUGGUUUGGAGGGUGAUGUGACCCUGCCCCUUCCCUCCCAUAUCCCUCCUGCUGGGUACCUAGGGCCCAGGGCCCUGGCUGGGAUCUGGGGCCAGCAGCAAUUCUGAGGACUCUCUCAGAGGACAAGUAGUAAGCCGGGGGGCAGGGGGGGGGAACAAGGUGGCAUUGUUUACUCCUGGUUGGAUAGGGAGGCAGCUGCCUCUGGCUGUGGGGCCCCUCUUGGUUUGUGGGAUCACAGAUGUCCCCCUCUGAGCUGCGCCUGCUUUAGCCACCUUGCCUCCUCUCCCUGCGGAGGCUUUACCCAGUGAAGCAAUAUGACCCUGGAAGAUGAAGGGCCUGGACCUGUAAUAAGGCCAGUAGCUGUUGGUGGGCCCCAUGUCAUCAGGUGAAGCUGAAACACCCUGCAGGUGGUCUGUGGGGGGCAUCCCUCUGCCGGAGACAGUCUGCUCGCCUCUUUUCCUAGCCACACCCUCCAAAGCUGCCUGGGUCUACUGAUCUCUCCAGAAAAGGGGGUCUACCAGGGAUCAGGGUGCUCAUGGUCACUGGUGGUAUUAAAGGUGCUGAUCCUCUGCUGCUUGGCAAACAGAGCGAGGAGCCCAGUCUAAGCGGCGCACAGAUGCCUCAGAAGGCUGCAGGGCACGCCCCAGCAGAGGUGCUGUCCCCCCACGCCCCUCAAAAUACAUGCAUAUCUGCUGGACGGCCAGCCCAGGCCAGGCCGCGGUGCCCUGCUCUGUGCUCACGGAUGCCCGGUGAAGUUAAGGGGGACUCAGCUAAAGUCCUGGGUGGACUCUGAUAGCUUCAGCCAGUCUCUGCAGAAUCUGGGUGGGGACAGGGGCAGAGGCACUUAGAAUGGAUGCAUCUGAAAAGGGAUGAGUUUAAAUGUAAAAACUUCAAACAUGUAGAAACCUGCAUAAACUUGGAACUCAUUUAUCUAACAUGGAUAGAGGAUGGACUUUGAAAUGAGGAGGAAGUUGUAUACAAUCAAGAUUACUGUUUUUUUUUUUUUUUUAAAGAAUUAGAUUAAUAAUGGUUUGCUCUUGGAGAAAUAUCUUUUGGAAAUUUUCAAAUACAUGUUCCCCCCAGGCAAGCUAUUAACCAGAAUAGAAAGUGUUUUUCCGUGCACAGUCACCAAUCCCUAGUUCUUUUCCUCCCAUUUCACCCUGUACUUUCUAUGCCUCAGGCAAGUCUGGUUUAUCUUCAACCAACUGAUCAGUCCACAAGUAUUUAUUUGUUAAAAGCUCACUAUGUACCUAACACUGUAAAUAGAAAAAGAGCAACAUCUCUAUAUGAAAAUGUAUCACAGUGGAAACUACUUAUUGGGAAUGUAUUAAUCUGAUUAAAAAAACAAAAACAAAAAAACAAAAAAAACCCAAACCCGUACUCCUUGGCCAAUUAAAUGGGUUUCCUGCA
Molecule: messenger RNA, 3987 nt
Organism: Zalophus californianus (California sea lion)
Lineage: Eukaryota; Metazoa; Chordata; Mammalia; Carnivora; Otariidae
Gene: PLEKHD1
Product: pleckstrin homology and coiled-coil domain containing D1
Exons: 13
Coding region: 437-1957 (506 amino acids)
Source: RefSeq, a predicted model, not a curated record